AUCCUCAGCCACGCUUUCCUUAUUAUACUUAAUACAUGCGGCGGCACCGACGUUGCCAACGGCCAACCACACGCAGCGCCGACUCGGUGGUCAAACCCAUAUGAACACGCUCCUCUCCAUUUCGUCGACACUUUUACUACCACAAAACGCCCUCAUGAUUGACUUUUUACCCAAUAGCAUGGCUGGGUGGGAAAUAUGUGUGUCUGUCGACUUUGCAGGGCGUUGAGGUCUAUGGAAGAGACGUGGAUUCUUGGAGGCGACGGCCCAAAUGAUAGUUCUCGCGGCGGCUUACCACGUUCCGACGGCCUCAUCAUUUUCCUUCAUAUAUAUAUGGUUUCGUCAUCCAAGUUUGGAACGGUUGGAGGCUUUCGACCGACGCUGAGGAGCCAACAAGCUCAAAGCUUGCAUGUGUUUCAAGGUGGCUAGCGAUACAGGAGCGGGCGACGGCGGCGGAGGGAGCGACGGUGAAGCGCACGUGCCGCCGACGGGAAGACUGACUUCCUCGUUCAUGGAGUACGAGAGGUCGGUGAUGGUGUCGGCGCUGGUGCACGUGGUCGCGGGAGACCGCGGCACGGAGGCGCCGCCGGGUGGUGGCAGUGGGCAGACGAGGUGGAACGAGGGCUUCGUGCAUGAGGCCGCGUCCGAGUUGUAUGCUAGCUUUGGGGACUUUGGGAGGUCGUCGUCGUCGGCGGCUUCGGCAGAUGCAACAGAGCAAACUGCAGCUCCUGCAGCGGAAGCGGCGGCCGCCAUGGCAGGAACAGAGCAAGGAGAGAGAGUAAGGUACAGGGGCGUUCGGCGACGCCCCUGGGGCAAAUGGGCCGCCGAGAUACGUGACCCCCACAAGGCCGCCCGCGUCUGGCUCGGCACCUUCGACACCGCCGAGGCCGCCGCCCGGGCCUACGACGAGGCCGCCCUCCGGUUCCGAGGAAACAGAGCCAAGCUCAACUUCCCCGAGGAAGUCGGGCUUCGGAAAGCGCCGGCGGCCACUCCGGAGGCUCACAUGGAGUCCCAGCCGUUCGGCAGACACGGAGCCUCCGGCUCCACCGCCGCCGUUGCCGCGAGAGACUACAUGGAGUACUCGAGGCUGCUGCGGGGAGAAGGGGAGUACCAGAGGAUGCCUCCGACUGCACUGUUGGAUCAAAUGAUGUAUUCCGGAGCUUCUGCAGCUUCUCCUUUCACGGAUGCUUCCUUGGCUUCUUCUACUUCCUUCGCUUCUGGUCCCUUUCCUCCGUCUUCUCCGCUCAUCUAUCCCCCAGAAUCAGAGCAACAGAUGGAUUAUCUUCAACCUCCACCUUGGAGUGGAUGCAGCCAUUAUCCUCCAUCUUCUUCCUCGCAUUGACACUAUACUCCCGGAGCUUCAGAGCGCAUUUCUUGGAUCUAAAACACAGGCUCUAGUUUGGCACUGAAAGGUUUUUGUCGUCGUGGCGCUGUUGUUAGUAUCUUGAUUGGUUGAUGUGUUUGACUCGGGAAUUGGAUGUUGGAUGGUCUUCUUUGCAGAGUUGACCAAAUCCCCAUUCUUUUUUAUUUGCUUUAUUCAAUCAAAACACGUGAAAAAGAAAAGCAAA
Molecule: messenger RNA, 1565 nt
Organism: Musa acuminata AAA Group (dessert banana)
Lineage: Eukaryota; Viridiplantae; Streptophyta; Magnoliopsida; Zingiberales; Musaceae
Product: ethylene-responsive transcription factor ERF110
Exons: 2
Coding region: 407-1339 (310 amino acids)
Biological process (GO): ethylene-activated signaling pathway; regulation of DNA-templated transcription
Molecular function (GO): DNA binding; DNA-binding transcription factor activity
Source: RefSeq, a predicted model, not a curated record